UGCCCCGCCUUAUAGUCUCAGGCUCCGGCCGGCUGCGGGCAGGGUCUGUGGGUGGAGGAUGCGAGUUUACGCCUGGGAUUGCUGGCAGGCAGGCGGCCACAGUCUAGGGGCGGCACGGUGUCGACUUGCAGCCCAGCUGAGACGAGGCGCCACCGGGCAGGCGCUGAGAGCAUGAGGCUCUGGCCUCCACUGGCCGCUCGCUUGUGACCCUUCCACCACGGUGGAGCCUUCCAAGCCGACCUCCUGCCGUGUGGUGAUCUACCUGCAGCGGGAGAUGUCGGGGGAUACCUGUCUGUGUCCAACCUCAGGGGCCAAGCCCAAGCUAAGCGGCUUCAAGGGAGGAGGCCUGGGCAACAAAUACGUCCAGCUCAACGUGGGUGGUUCCCUGUACUACACCACCGUGCGGGCACUAACCCGGCACGACACCAUGCUCAAGGCCAUGUUCAGUGGGCGCAUGGAGGUGCUGACUGACAAAGAAGGCUGGAUCCUCAUAGACCGAUGUGGAAAGCACUUCGGCACCAUUUUGAAUUACCUUCGAGAUGACACCAUCAUCCUCCCUCAGAACCGGCAAGAAAUCAAGGAACUGAUGGCUGAAGCAAAAUAUUACCUCAUUCAGGGGCUGGUGAACAUGUGCCAGACUGCCCUGCAGGACAAGAAGGACUCUUACCACCCUGUGUGCAACAUCCCCAUCAUCACAUCCCUGAAGGAAGAGGAGAGGCUCAUUGAAUCCUCCACCAAGCCUGUGGUGAAGCUGCUGUACAACAGAAGCAACAACAAGUAUUCUUACACCAGGCCCGAGGGCCCUUACCGGUUUUUCAGCAACUCUGAUGACCACCUGCUGAAAAACAUCGAGCUGUUCGACAAGCUCUCCCUGCGCUUCAACGGCCGAGUGCUCUUCAUCAAGGACGUCAUCGGCGAUGAGAUCUGCUGCUGGUCCUUCUAUGGCCAGGGUCGGAAGCUGGCAGAGGUGUGCUGCACCUCCAUCGUGUACGCCACGGAGAAGAAGCAGACCAAGGUGGAAUUCCCAGAGGCCCGUAUCUAUGAGGAAACACUCAACGUCCUACUCUAUGAGACCCCCAGAGUCCCUGACAACUCCUUGUUGGAGGCCACAAGCCGGAGCCGCAGCCAGGCUUCGCCCAGUGAAGACGAGGAGACCUUUGAACUACGGGACCGGGUCCGCCGCAUCCAUGUCAAGCGCUACAGCACUUAUGAUGACCGGCAGCUCAGCCACCAGUCUGCCCAUCGCGACUGACAAGACCCUCCGGGAGUCAGGGCAUGGGAUGCCCUGUCUCCCCUCCUGUGGAGCCCCGCCCGAUUGGCCACCCCACGCUGCUGCUGGCUCGGUCUCUGCUCCAGCACCCAGAGGCAUGACAGGCCCUGCCUGGGAGGUCAGAGGUUCUGAGCAGGGGAGGGAUCAUGCUUCUUUGCUCUGCUCCCCCAGCACUUCAGGAGGACUGAGCCCUGGCCCCUUUGCUCAGCAUCUCCCUUCCUGCCACAGGGAGCCACUGCUGCCCUGGGCUGAGUGGACUGCCCUGCCCACCUCCCUGCCAAGAGCAAUCCCCUUGGCCGUUUGCUGAGUGUCCCUUUGCUCUACUGAGGGGCUACUUCAGGCCUCAGUGGAGGCCCAUGGGGAAUGGGUUCACUCUGGGGAAGGUGGCUUCUGGUGCUGUGGAGGCCCAAUUUAAGGAAAACGGGGCUCCUUUUUUCCUAAGGUGUUUAAGCAUAGGCUUGAUGAGUUUGGUUUUAAAAAAGUAAUCUAGGAAGUGACUAGUUUUAAGUCUAAUAAUGAGGGGACUUGGUAUUUCUGCUACCCCUCCAGGGUUCCAGGACCCUGAGUAAAGCAGAACCCUUGGCCCUUUUGAUGCCUUUGGGAUCUAUUUCUUUAAAGCACUUUGUACUUUUAUUCAGGAGAUUUGUAUUCUGCCCUGACCCAUGUCAUCUUUUUCUGAUCCUAAUCCCCUCUUCCCUGCAGAAUCAAUCUGAGGGAGGGGAAAGAAGCAAUAAUUGAAAAAAAAAAAAAACUAACCAGCUUUGGCUUUGCCAAACCGGCCAAGCAGCCAGCACAGAGAGCACAGAGGGGAAAGGAUGUGUAAGUUAGGACCUGUGGUCCUAAUAACACCCCUUUGAGAAAGGACAUUUUACCCUCACAUACUGAUCUCUAAGGUCUAACAUGAUUGUUCUCUUUGAUUCACUUGCCCUUGGCUCCGAGGCAUGCUGUCUUCACUUACUGUAAAGCCAAAGAGCCAUCACAGGGGCCAGGAGCUGCUUGCAGCCAGGAGCGAGAGCCGCAGCAGGGAGGCUGUGGAGCCCACAGGCACCGGGCCCUGCAGGCCUGUCAGGUAGCGGCAGCAAACGCAGAGUCCCGCAUUACUGGCAGCCCUGUGUAGAGGCGGCUGUGCUUCACCACACACACACCCUGCCUCCCACCCAUGCUACUGGUUUUGUGUCCUGGCUGGAGACGGUGGUUCUGUCCAGUGGUGAGUCCCUGAACACAGGAUGAUGUGAGUAGCCUCAGCACCUUGAAAGCUUGCUUGCUUUCUUUUGGAGAUGCCAAGCACCAGCUCUUGGGCAAGGGUGCAAGAUCCUCUUCAGGGCUUUGGUUUUCAUUCCCUUCUGUUUGGCUUGGCCCUUGGGAGGCUGCUUAUCCAAAUUCUUUUCCAAAGGAAUGCUGCUAGGGAAGCUGUUCAACCAGCCUAACAAAGCAGCAUAGCCACUUAGCAGUACCCAGUCAGGAAGGGACAUAGGUUAUCAAGUUCAUGUCUCUUGACUACUCUUACUAUAGGUAAGUGGCUGCUCAUGGCUGACCCCACAGAGCCUAUGGGCAAAUGCCAGGCCAGGGUUAGCAGACACUCACAAGGACCUGAAAUGACAUGAUGGGGGGUGGGGAAGGAAGUGACUCUAAUCAGGCAUUUUACACUUGUCACAGUCUUGAAUGUAUAAAGACUUUCAGAUGGGGCACCUUAGUGAUCAGCUACAAACAGUUCUUCCAGCCCUCACUGGAGUAACAAAAUGAAGACAAAUCCAUUUCUUCGGCCAGAUUCCGGCUCUGGCUUUGUGGCUUUCCCACAGUGACUGGAAUGCUUCUGCCUGAGGCCACUGGCCUGUUUCUUCAGCUGCCUUCCUGAAGCCUUUUAAUACUCAAAAGUCCCAGCUCCCCACUGAGGUAUUUUAAUGCUUGUCCUCUGACCUCCCCAGCCCCGUGGCCUCUCUUUCCUGCUCUCACAUUCAGAUCCUCAGCUGUGUCAGUGGCGAGCAGUCUUUUCUUCCUGAGAAAGCACAAGAGUCUGGGACUUGGGCACUUAUCUCCUCCAACUGAAAAUAUCUCCUUGGUCUUAAAAUACUAACACUGAACUCACUGAAAUAAUCUUAGCUUUUUAAAUCAGACUGUGGUGUAAAGGUUUGGGGAUUUUCUUUGAGUUUCCCAGCCCCAUUCAGAAAGCAGCUCUUGGCUGUUUUGAAUUUUUCAACUCCGAGCAGCCAAAGGGAGUGUAAACAAAAGGUGUGGAUAAAGGUCAAACAUUCUUGUCAGUUUCUGAGAAAACUGGAAGCCUGCUGUUAACCACAGGGACCAGUAUUAGGUUCUAAUCAAUCUGUUACCCCACCGAGGUCUGCCUGAAAGACAGCACAGGUCCCGGUAUGAAAGAACUUCCUUCUUUAUCAUGUAACUACGAUUCUUUGUUGCUCAGUAUAGGUGAUGAAAACAAACACUAAUUUCUAAUAAAAUUGUGUUACACUGCAG
Molecule: messenger RNA, 3739 nt
Organism: Vicugna pacos (alpaca)
Lineage: Eukaryota; Metazoa; Chordata; Mammalia; Artiodactyla; Camelidae
Source: RefSeq, a predicted model, not a curated record